AUGACCCCCCGCCACCUAUCGUCGAGGCCCCUCAGCCCCGCCGACGUGGACGCCCGAGAGGUUCCAAGAACAAGACCGCGUCCGCCUUCCUGUCAAGAAAAAAAGGUGAACGAUUUGGAACUGGCGAUCAAGCUAAGAAAUAAUAGAGUCAUCACGACACCUGGUGAACCAUUCGAAGCUUCGGACACCAAGGAGAUCGAAGACCUCUUUAACCAAGGAGUUUUUCGCUUUGAGAAGUACGACCCGACGAGUUACGGAGGCGAGCGCAUCUUCAAGUCGCGGAGGGUAGGGGAAGUAAAGGCUGUGUCGUCAAAGCCUUACGAAAAGUCUCGACUUGUCAUACAAGGCCACAAUGACAAGGGAAAGGACACUAUCCUAACCCAAUCCCCAACCAUCUAA
Penicillium psychrosexuale is the source of this 399-nucleotide messenger RNA. RefSeq lists its product as uncharacterized. The record is from RefSeq and is a predicted model, not a curated record. The coding region runs from base 1 to 399 and encodes 132 amino acids. NCBI's taxonomy places the organism in Eukaryota, Fungi, Ascomycota, Eurotiomycetes, Eurotiales, Aspergillaceae. The transcript has a single exon.